AUGGUCGUAGCUUCCAUAAUCACACCUCCCCACCAUUUCUUCAUCCCCAACGACAAUCCCCUCGACCCAGAUUUCACCCACAGGGAUCAAGAAUGCAUCUCCUUGAUCAAAGGAUGUCGAAACAUCGACGAAUUCCGACAACUCCAUGGCCACAUUCUCAAGCUCGGAUACUUCUCGAAUCCCCGCUGCGUCGGGAGCCUUGUCGCCGAAUGCGCGCUCUCCGCAUGGGGCAGCAUGGAGUACGCGCAGUCGAUUUUCCGGCAGAUUGACGAUCCGGGAUCGUUCGAAUUCAAUGCCAUGAUCAGAGGAUACGUCAAAGAUAUGAAUUCGAAGCGGGCUCUCGCAACGUACCUCGACAUGGUUAAGACAGGCGUCGCGCCGGAUAAUUACACCUACCCGGUUGUCCUAAAGGCGUGCGCCUCCGGAGAGGGGAAUACGAUUCACGGCCAGAUCGUUAAGCUCGGAUUUUCCGAGGAUGUCUUCGUCGAGAACAGUUUGAUCGCCGCGUAUGGAAGGUGUGGCCGUGUUGGCGAUUCUUGUGCCGUCUUCGACCGGAUGGAUCUCCGCAAGACGGUGGCGUCGUGGAGCGCGGUUAUCGCAGCUCACGCCGGGAAUGGAAUGUGGACCGAGUGUCUCGAUUUGUUCCGUCAAAUGAGUUUCGAAACGUCUUCGAGAGCCGAGGAGAGUAUAGUAGUGAAUGUAUUGUCCGCCUGCAGCCAUCUCGGAGCCGUCGAGUGGGGAAGGAUCGCGCACGCCUACGUGUUACGGAACCUGUUGGGACACAACGCCGCAGUCGAAACUCUCCUAAUCUAUAUGUACAUAAGAUGCGGGAGACUAGAGAAAGGGAUGCGACUAUUUCGAGAGAUGGGGAGGCGAAGGAACGUAGAGACUUACAGCGUGGCAAUCUCGGGGCAGGCGAGCUACGGCGGAGGCGUCGAAGCGCUGGAAACGUUCGACGAGAUGCUUCGGAGUGGGCUCGAGCCGGACGAUGUUGUUUACGUGGGGGUGUUGAAUGGGUGUAGUCGGGCAGGGUUGGUCGACGAGGGCCUAAGGUAUUUCGACCGGAUGAGAAUCGAGCAUGGGAUAGAGCCGACGAUCCAGCAUUACGGGUGCAUGGUUGAUCUCUUGGGCAGGGCCGGGAGGAUUCGCGAAGCGUUUGAUCUCGUCGAGACGAUGCCCAUGAAGCCUAACAACGUUAUUUGGCGUAGCCUUUUGAGUUCCUGCAAGCUGCAUCGAGAAGUAGCGUUAGGGGAGGUUGCGGCGAGGAAUUUAUUUCGACUAAAUACGAAGAAUGCAAGCGAUUACCUGAUGCUAGCGAGUAUAUACGCACAAGCAGAAAGAUGGAUGGAUGUGUCGAAAACUCGGGUCAAAAUGGCGAGCAUGCGUAUAGGCCAAGUUCCCGGAUCGAGCUGGGUCGAAGUGAACAAGAAAGUUCAAAGAUUCGUGUCGAAUGACAUGUCUCAUCCGCAGAGACAUGAAAUAUAUGAAACGCUUCACCAAAUGGAGUGGCAGCUGAGAUUCGAGGGGUAUCGACCCGAUACGUCGCAGGUGUUACUCCUCGUCGAAGAAGACGAGAAGAAACAGAGACUGAGAUCACAUAGUCAGAAACUAGCAAUUGCAUUCUCACUGAUAAACACAUUGCAAGGGAGCCCUAUAAGAAUAGCAAGGAAUGUUAGGAUGUGCAGUGAUUGUCAUAAGUAUACAAAACUCAUAUCGGUGAUUUACGAACGAGAAAUCGUCGUUCGUGAUAGGAACAUCUUCCACCAUUUCAGAGAUGGAAGCUGCUCUUGUAAAGAUUAUUGGUGAGUAUGUGUUUAUUUGUCAAGAUUACAACAAAUAUUCGAAUGUGGGAGGAUAAAAGUUCUGUACCUCAACCUUCAAUGAAUGUGAAUCGAAGAAACAGCACCUGUGAUUUCUGUUGCCCGCGGAUCACUGGUCUCUAAGCAAACCCCGCGAGGAUCUUCUCUCACAAGCAACGCGAGAACGUUUCGUGCUCUCCAAAGUUUAAUUAAAUGGCUGCUUGCAUCA
Molecule: messenger RNA, 2028 nt
Organism: Andrographis paniculata
Lineage: Eukaryota; Viridiplantae; Streptophyta; Magnoliopsida; Lamiales; Acanthaceae
Product: pentatricopeptide repeat-containing protein At1g31920
Exons: 1
Coding region: 1-1806 (601 amino acids)
Biological process (GO): RNA modification
Molecular function (GO): RNA binding; zinc ion binding; protein binding
Source: RefSeq, a predicted model, not a curated record